Messenger RNA from Moesziomyces aphidis, 1092 nucleotides. Lineage: Eukaryota; Fungi; Basidiomycota; Ustilaginomycetes; Ustilaginales; Ustilaginaceae. The record is from the annotation of a GenBank genome assembly.
AUGGCAGCAGCUUCCUCUUCGGCGCCCUCGGGCGGCAUGGCGCAGGCGACAUUCGAGCUCAACAACGACAUUGUGCAGCUGGACGCCUCCACCUUGGACUCCAUCUUUGCAUACGACACGGAGGCGCAGCGAGCGAUCCUGCGCGCGCAACCCUGGAAGAGCGAUCCGCACUUCUUCACCAAGGUGCGCAUCUCGGCAGUGGCGCUGAUCAAGAUGGUGAUGCACGCGCGCUCCGGCGGGAUCUACGAGAUCAUGGGUCUGAUGCAGGGCAAGAUCGAUGUGGAGAACCGUACGCUGUACGUGAUGGACUCGUUUGCGCUUCCAGUCGAAGGCACCGAGACGCGCGUCAACGCGCAAAACGAAGCAUACGAGUACAUGGUGCAGUACCUCGACGACAGCAAGCAGGUGGGGAGACUCGAGAAUGUUGUUGGAUGGUACCAUAGCCAUCCCGGCUACGGCUGCUGGCUGAGUGGGAUCGAUGUCGGGACGCAACGAACGAAUCAGCAGUUCCAGGAUCCGUUUGUUGCCAUCGUCAUUGACCCGAAUCGAACAAUCUCGACAGGAAAGGUGGACAUUGGCGCUUUUCGAACGUAUCCCGAGGGAUAUGUUGCCGAGGGAGAUAAGCAGGGUGGGAUCCAGAGUGUGCCGCUGGAUAAGAUCGAGGACUUUGGUGUUCAUGCUGGCCACUACUACCCGUUGGAGGUGGAGCAUUUCAAGAGCAGUCUGGAUGCCAAAUUGGUCGAUCUGCUAUGGAACAAGUACUGGCAAAGCACGCUUGCUCAAUCUCCGCUCGUGACCAAUCGUGCAUACACCACGGAUCAGAUUCGUGAUCUGGCGGGUAAACUUGCCCAAUCCCAUCCCGGCAUCACCACCAGGUCUUCCGCCGCCUCCAACCCCUUCCCUACCCCACCAAAGACUGACGACGAUAAGCAGGUGCAAACAAGCCCCGAGAAGCUGCUCGAACAAAUGGCCAGCAAAGCCCAAUCCUCCACGCUCGCAAAUCCCGCCCACGACGCCCGCAAACUGGCCGCAGAGGCAAAUCACGCCCUCCUCACCACCUCGCUCAAAUCAGCCCUCUUCCUACCCCAAUAA